This is a messenger RNA of Trichobilharzia szidati, 705 nucleotides long. NCBI's taxonomy places the organism in Eukaryota, Metazoa, Platyhelminthes, Trematoda, Strigeidida, Schistosomatidae. The record is from the annotation of a GenBank genome assembly.
AUGCUGUCUCGCACAGUAUCUAUGAAAUGUGUCCGGGAGUUUUGUCAGGUUACAGGCACGGAUGAAGAAACUGCUCGCUCAUUUCUGUCAGCUUGUAAUGAUGAUUUGGAUUUAGCUGUGAGUCUAUAUAUGGAUGACCCUAGUAGAGUUCCAUCUCACAGUACUACAGAGGAAUAUCGUUCCCCCAUCCCUCAAAGAAAUGAGCAGCUACUGCCUGCAGUUGUGCCACUUCUGCCUACUCAUUUGCAAAACCCAGCUCCACUUCAAAAGCGUCGACGAGCAUUCGUGGCCGAUGAUUCCGAUGACAGUUCAGGCGAUGAUGUUAUCCUGACAAGUGAGCGUUCAUCGAAACCACGAUAUGAGCCUAAUUCAUCAUCAUCAAAUACAGAAGGCGUUAGCUCUGGUUCAUCUUCAGUCGCUCGUUCAUGUGGUCAUGUCAAUGGAGCAAAGGAUGAUACAACACAAAAGAAAAAGAGACACCUACAGCAACUUUAUCAACCUCCUGUUGAAUUAUUGUUCAGUGGAUCGUUAAAUGCUGCUGCAAUAGCUGCUCAAGAGAAACAUCAAUGGUUGCUUGUUAGUGUCCACGAUGAAGGGUGUUUUGAGUGUCAUUUGUUAAACCGUGAUGUUUGGAAGGAUCCAAAAGUCUAUCAGCUGGUCAAAUACCACUGUACAUUCCUCCAAUUAACCUACCAUGAAUACUAG